Molecule: messenger RNA, 1944 nt
Organism: Chelonoidis abingdonii (Abingdon island giant tortoise)
Lineage: Eukaryota; Metazoa; Chordata; Testudines; Testudinidae
Product: BICD family-like cargo adapter 2
Biological process (GO): vesicle transport along microtubule; Golgi to secretory granule transport
Source: RefSeq, a predicted model, not a curated record
AUGGGGCGGUUCCCCUCUGGGGCCAGGGGGGCUGCCCAGGGCUGUUUUCACUUCGCUCCCCCCACCCCCCAGAGGCUGGAGCAGGAGAAGUAUGAGCUGCGCCGGCGGCUGGAGUCGGGGGUGGCCGAGUGGGAGACGCGGGUGGCAGAGCUGGAGGGGGACCUGGCGGCCCUGCGAGCCCAGCUGGGCCACCAGCGGCUGGAGCAGCAGGACACCAGCCGGGAGAGCUCCCAGGUGGCACAGGAGCUGUCGGAGCAGAACCAGCGCCUGGCCGAGCAGCUGAGCCAGGCCUUCCAGCUGGAGCAGCGGCUGCAGGAUGAGCUGAUGGCCUUGCGGGUUGAGAAUCGCAGCCUGGGGAUGAGCAGCGCCGAGCACGCGGCCCGGACCCAGAGCCUGCAGGCCGAGAACCUGAUGCUGCAGGAACGGAAGCUGGAGCUGGAGCGUCAGACCCGGCAGCUGCGGGAGGAGACCGAGGCCGUGCAGGGGCUGGUGGAGACGCUGCAUGAAAACCUGCUGCUGCUGCGCCGGGAGGUGCACGAGAAGGAGCUGCAGGCCCAGCAGCUCCGGGCAGAGGCAGAGGAGCUCCGAGUCUCCAACAGGUGGCUCCAGCGCCGGGUAAGGGAGAUGGCAGACGAGAUUCGUCUCCAUGACUCAGAUGCCUCGCUCGCCUCCCUGCAGUCAGAGAUUGAGCAGAGCGGUGAGGGGAGCCUGGAGCAGAACGGGGGGCCUGCUAAGCCCCUGGCCACGACCGUCUCUGAUGCUGCUCCUGGGGGUCCGAAGACCCCAGCCCAGGGGUCGGAAGAGGAGGGUGAAUGUGCUAAACGGGUCUUGGCUCUGACCCAGCUGGAUCAAGACCUGCUGAGACAGAAAGAGGUAGAGAUACAAAAACUCCAUGACCAGCUGACCCUGCAGCACGUGCAGAGGGCACCUCGGGGACUGGCCGAAGCCAGAGACGCCUCUUCCAGAGAAGUGAUCGCGACAGACCUCACUGGCCGUGGCGAUCGGCGAAUCAAGCCAUUAUCAAGAAGGGCCAGAUGGAGCUGAAGCUGACCCAGGUCUCUCUGGAGCGGGACUCCAUGAGCCAACAGCUGCUGGCCGCCAUCCGCCAGAAGAUGGUGCUGUGCCAGGAGCUGGAGGGCUGGCAGGAUGACAUGGAGUUCAUUAUCAAGCAGCAGCUGAAGCUCCAGCGGCAGCAAGAAGGGAUCCACACAUCCCCCCUGCCUCCCUCCAGGUCCCCGGUGCAGGCCAAGACCUCGCCUUUCUUUCGGCGUGGGAACAGCGCCCCAAAUGGCACCAGCUUCCUAUCGCUCUUCAAAAAGAGCUGAGACCCUGGGGGCUGAUUCUGGAGAUUCUAGGGGGUGGAGAGGAAGAGGGGUCAGGGUGGGGUGAGUGGACACAAGACACCAGCACCAAACAAAGGAAGCAGCCAAGCCAGCUGGUUACUGAGGUGCCAAUGAGAGGAGUCUUUGGAUAACUAGCUGCAAGGUCACUCAACAGAAUGUUCUAGGUCACUCAACUAGAGAGUCUGUCCAGAGGAGUUGCUGAUAUGCUACUGCAAGUUCCAGGUCUCCAAACCCUUCCUCCCUCAAUUGCCCAAGCUGAUGUUCUAGGUGGGUCAACAGAGCCAUUCUAGGUACUCAGCCUCUGAGGUUUAAUGCUGCACGUUGAACAAGCAAGGGUCUGGCCAUGGGCUGUUCUAGGUUACCCAAUCCUAUCUGAUUGGGUAACCUGUAGUAGCUGCCCACAGGGUGCUAGGUUCUCUUACUGCACAAUCUGUUGGCUAACUGUAACCAGCUGUAUAUUCCAUAUUGACUGGACUAGGAUUCUAGAUUAUCCCACUGAGUGAUCUGUAUUGGCCAGCUUUAUGCUACUCGAUAUGCCAGGGGUGGGCAAACUUUUUGGCCACAUUGGGUUUCUGAACUUGUAUGGAGGGCUGGUUAGGGG